This is a messenger RNA of Mucor mucedo, 465 nucleotides long. RefSeq lists its product as uncharacterized. The record is from RefSeq and is a predicted model, not a curated record. Bases 1 to 465 code for a protein of 154 amino acids. NCBI's taxonomy places the organism in Eukaryota, Fungi, Mucoromycota, Mucoromycetes, Mucorales, Mucoraceae. The transcript is spliced from 2 exons.
AUGUAUCCACUAGUACCACUAGUAUCAAACAUAUGGGGUCUUGUUUUUCAGCUACUUCUGGAAGAGUCCAAGAUUACGUAUGAAAAUAACCUUCCUCUCUCCCUUUUAGACAUUAUUUUUGGCGGUCUCCAAGGAUUCUUUGUAUCUAUUGUCUUUUUUAGUGAUCCCACCAUGGUGGAUUUAAUCAAAAGUAAAGUCAAACACUUGAAAUGCAGACAUGGUUCAACUCAUGAACAAAGUGAAGCUAGAUUAAUAACCCCCGUAAGCUCGUUUAGCUCGUUUAAAGGCUCGUUUAUUUUAGCUCCACCUCCAGCUCUACAUGAACGAUCGUACAGAGAUAGUUCUUGUUGUGAAAAUAGUCAGGAGACGAUCUCUCAAAUACCUGCCGCUUGCGAUGUUGGCCCAAUCCCUUCGAAAUCCGAACGCAGAGUUUCUUUAGCAUCAGAAUACACAAUUGUAAUUUAA